Molecule: messenger RNA, 2514 nt
Organism: Megalops cyprinoides (Indo-Pacific tarpon)
Lineage: Eukaryota; Metazoa; Chordata; Actinopteri; Elopiformes; Megalopidae
Product: extracellular calcium-sensing receptor-like
Exons: 6
Coding region: 136-2514 (792 amino acids)
Biological process (GO): G protein-coupled receptor signaling pathway
Cellular component (GO): membrane
Molecular function (GO): G protein-coupled receptor activity
Source: RefSeq, a predicted model, not a curated record
GCAGCAGAGACGCCCCCAUGCAGAAUACUGGGGAAGGCAGCCAAGCCAAGCUUCUCUCAGCUGGGAGACAUCAACAUUGGUGGAGUUUUCUCCCUCCACAACAGUCCCUCAGAAAGAACCAUCCAAUUUCAAUCUAUGCCAGAGCCUCUGCAGUGUUCACGAAUCAAUGUUAGGGAAUUCUGGGUGGCCCAGACCAUGAUCUUUGCCAUUGAAGAAAUAAACAACAGAACUGACAUCCUGCCAGGUAUAUCUCUGGGCUAUAAGAUCUAUGACUCCUGUACCACUACAAUGUUAACAGCAGCAUCAGCCAUGGCUCUGAUGAACGGCUAUGAGGAAAUGCUGACAGAUACAUCGUGCUCCAUACCAGCAGCAGUGCAGGCCAUCAUUGGAGAAUCUGACUCUACAGACAGCAUUGCACUUGCAGAAAGUGUGGGAUUGUUUCAAAUUCCAGUGAUCAGUCACUUUGCUACAUGUGCAUGCCUGAGUAAUAGGAAAAGGUUCCCCUCAUUCUUCAGAACCAUUCCCAGUGACUAUUACCAGAGCAGAGCACUGGCUCAGCUGGUGAAGCACUUUGGCUGGACCUGGGUAGGAGCAGUGAGAAGUGACAGUGACUAUGGGAACAAUGGAAUGGCCACCUUUAUUGAAGCUGCCCAACAGGAAGGGAUCUGCAUUGAGUAUUCAGAGAAAUUCCACAGAGCAGAAACAGACAAAUUACUGAAGGUUGUUGAUGUUAUCAAAAGAGGUACGGCAAAAGUGGUGAUUGCAUUUCUUGGGUUUGGAGAGAUGAUCAAUUUACUGGAACAGCUAACCAUUCACAACAUUACUGGUCUUCAAAUGAUAGGCAGUGAGGCCUGGAUAACUGCAAGCAAUCUAGUGACACCAACCAGUUACAGAAUACUGGGCGGCUCUAUCGGCUUUGCUGUCAGCAAAGUUGAAAUUAAUGGCUUGAAAGAGUUCCUGUUUAAAAUUCACCCAUCACAAAAUCCAGAAAAUACCGAUGUUGUAGAUCUCUGGGAAACUCUUUUUCAAUGUUCUCUAACAAAUGGAAACAAUUCACCUUACAAGACCCCCUGCACUGGAUCUGAAAGCUUGAGUGAACUGAAAAACCAAUACACUGAUAUAUCAGAGCUGAGAGUAUCUAACAACGUUUACAAAGCAGUUUACGCCAUUGCGCAUUCCCUGCAUGACCUGCUGGCUUGUACAGCUCAUCAAAGCUGUGUAAAGAGCCUGAACACAGGGCCCUGGCAGGUGCUUCAGGCAUUGAAAAAUGUGAACUUUACUUUAGGAACUGGAGAGCAGGUCUCCUUUGAUAGUAAUGGAGAUCCAGCAGCCAAAUAUGAGGUGGUGAACUGGCAGCUUGGUCCUGAUGGUGCAGUACAGUUCAAAGCAGUUGGCUACUAUGAUGCUUCCUUACCGGCUGGUCAGCAGGUUGUAUUGAGUCCUGAUAGUAUGGUUUGGGCAGGAGGCCUACAACAGAAACCCAGGUCAGUGUGCAGUGAGAGCUGUCCCCCAGGCACUCGCAAAGCCAUGCAGAGAGGGAGGCCCGUCUGCUGCUAUGACUGUGUGCCCUGUGCUGAGGGAGAAAUCAGCAAUACCACAGAUACUAAUGACUGUAUUCAGUGUCCGGAAGAAUAUUGGUCUAAUGCAAAAAGAGAUCAAUGUGUAUUAAAGGUUGUUGAAUUCCUGUCAUAUGAAGAAGUCAUGGGAAUAGUGCUUGUCAUUUUUUCAUUAUUUGGAGCAUGUGUGACUAUACUUGUGGCUGUGCUGUUCUUCAAACAAAAGGACACUCCCAUUGUGAAAGCCAACAACUCUGAGCUCAGUUUCCUGCUGCUCUUUUCAUUGAAACUGUGUUUCCUUUGCUCUCUCACCUUCAUCGGACGGCCUUUGGAUUGGUCCUGUAUGCUGCGCCACACAGCGUUUGGGAUCACCUUUGUCCUCUGCAUCUCUUGUGUUCUGGGGAAAACAAUAGUGGUCUUAAUGGCCUUCAGGGCUACACUUCCAGGCAGUAAUGUCAUGAAGUGGUUUGGGCCUCCGCAACAACGAUUGAGCGUACUUGCCUUCACUCUCAUUCAGGUCAUUAUUUGUAUACUUUGGUUAACAAUAUCCCCUCCUUUCCCCAAUAUGAACAUGAAGCACUACAAAGAAAAGAUCAUUCUGGAGUGUGAUGUAGGAUCAGCAGUGGGGUUCUGGGCUGUGCUGGGUUAUAUUGGUCUCCUCUCUGCCUUGUGCUUUGUGCUGGCUUUUCUGGCUCGUAAGCUGCCUGAUAACUUCAAUGAAGCCAAAUUCAUCACAUUCAGCAUGCUCAUAUUCUGUGCAGUAUGGAUCACCUUUAUACCAGCUUAUGUCAGCUCACCUGGAAAGUUCACUGUAGCUGUGGAAAUAUUUGCCAUUUUAGCUUCAAGUUUUGGUUUACUAUUCUGUAUUUUUCUUCCAAAAUGUUAUAUAAUAUUAUUCAGACCAGAACAAAAUACAAGAAAACAUGUAAUGGGUAAAACGCAUGCCAAGUCUCAAUGA